AUGAACAAAGCGGAAAAUCCUUAUGCUACAUUGAGCGGCGUUGCGAAGAAUGCGAGCAAAUCGGAGGCCGGUGUCAAAGGAUUAUUAGAAGAAUUUAUUCCGUCAGGGUCGAACGCUUCACAAGUGGUGGAAAAGAUGAAAGUGGUGCAUAUCGAUAAUACCACGCUAACCGAAGAGCAAAAGCAAAAAAAGGAAAAGAAGAAAAAGAAGAAGGUGGUUCGACUGACGGCUCGUGAGCGGCGAAACCUGGGCGUUUACGAUAUCCCUUCCGAAGUACGGUCCUACACUUUAUUUGAACCGUUGCAUCGACUCUGGCAAGGUUAUAUGAAAGAAGUAUACGACCACGGAUCCGCCCAAUUUCCACAGAAACUCGUCAAGGCGGACUUUCAUGGGGCCAUCUUCACUGUCAUCAAAAGUAAUAACCCUUCCUUGGUUGGCACUCGCGGAAUUGUUUUGCAAGAAACGCUCCAUCUGUUUAGAUUGAUUACAAAGGAGAAUCGUUUAAAGAACGUACCCAAAGCAGGCAAUGUGUUCAAGAUGGAAAUUGAUGCUAGUACCGAUGUAUACACAUUGUAUGGUCAGCAACUUUUAUUCCGUGCUGCUGAACGAGCUGUUAAGAAAUUCAAACCCAAGCCCACCAUUGAUCUUUGA
Molecule: messenger RNA, 651 nt
Organism: Radiomyces spectabilis
Lineage: Eukaryota; Fungi; Mucoromycota; Mucoromycetes; Mucorales; Radiomycetaceae
Product: Rof/RNase P-like protein
Exons: 5
Coding region: 1-651 (216 amino acids)
Biological process (GO): tRNA 5'-leader removal; rRNA processing
Cellular component (GO): ribonuclease MRP complex; ribonuclease P complex
Molecular function (GO): ribonuclease P RNA binding
Source: RefSeq, a predicted model, not a curated record